Molecule: messenger RNA, 4917 nt
Organism: Durusdinium trenchii
Lineage: Eukaryota; Dinophyceae; Suessiales; Symbiodiniaceae
Source: the annotation of a GenBank genome assembly
CAACUCUGUAACUCCAUGGUAAUCUCAUGCAAUCAUACAUGACAUAUCAACACCCCAACUGCCGCUUUUCAAGACUUUUGCUUCUUUCUUAGCGAUGGAGACUGUGCGGCCUUGGGUUGUCCAAGUCGAAGGCCACCCUGAGACCAAGCGUCAUCAUGAAAACCUCCCACGAGCAAAUCUCCCAAGCUCGACUUCCGUGAAGCCAGUUUCAUUGGGUCUCGGCCUGGGCUUGCUCGCGGGCUGUGCCGCUCGUGCCACGCGUGCCACGCGCCGUGCCCCGCGGUCGACCGCGCCGUCGACGGCGCGGCGCUACACGGCGGAGACCACCCGAGUGAUCGGGGACUGGGCCGAUGGGCUGGUGGAAGCAGGCGAGGUGAAGUUAGUGGUCUCAGAGUUGCCAGGAGAUAUCACUCAGUUCAGGAGCGUCCAUGCCAAGGGCGGCAAUCGCUAUGGAGAAGAGUUCGAUUUGGCCGAGGGCAGCACUGAGAACCUGUAUCUCAUCAAGGCAUCGGAGAAUCCUUGGGUGCUGAUUGGUGCCUUCAGUGAGGACAGUACCCGAGGGCUCAUGUCGGAGAUGUUGGCCCAAGAAAGUGGACUGGCGGACCGGAUCGGCGUACUGAUGCUCCAGUUCUUUGAUGGCGGACAGGUUCCUUUCAUUGAGGCGUUGGUGGAGAAACGGUCUGGUGAUUCCCUUCUGAUCUACACGUCAAUGCCUGCAGUUCUGGCGCUUAAAAAGAACUUGUCAGAGGCGUCCCUGCAGAAAGUCAGCUUCGUGCCCAUCAAGAACACCUCCAGGCUGGAGAUUGAGAAGGGACGUGUGAUGCGCUUUGUGCUGACACCGACCAAUAAGCUCCCAGAAGCACUGUCAGCCUUCGAUCCAUUCACCGGGAGCCUCUUCACUGGAAAAUUUUUUAGCGCUCACAAGGAGAUUGGUGAGAAGGAUAGCCCGGUGGACAGCCCAGGGAUCGAAGGAUGGGAGGCUUAUGUGGAGGAUUGGUAUCACUUGUUCGAUUGCUACUUCUUCACGAAGUCAGCAGCCUCUUCGGUCAGGAAGAUUUUCAUGCUUUGCGAGGCGCUCAAAGGGCCAGACGUGAUGCAACUGGCCCCGCUGCAUGGGCCGGUGGUGCGGGAGCAAUGCUGGAAGCUCAUGGCCAAGUACGAAGCCUGGACCGAGCAGAAGUUGCGAAAAGAGACUCGUCGAGACUUUCAAGUGUUGGUCAUGUAUGCUAGUGCCUAUGGUCAUACAAAGACCUUGGCCAAAAGCAUCUCGAAAGGGCUCACGCAGUCGGGUGUCAAGGUGGUCGAGAUGAAUUUGGAGCACUGCACUGCUGAUGAUGUCUCCAAGGCUUUACAGGCCGCAGAUGGCUUUUGCAUUGGCAGUCCCACACUGGGUGGAGAGAUGCCAUCCCAGGUGAAGGAAGCCUUGGGCGUGGUUCUGACGCUGCCCGCCGAUCGCCGGCGGCCCUGUGGCGUCUUUGGGUCCUUUGGCUGGUCGGGCGAGGCGGUCGAUGAGCUCCAGUUCCGCCUGAAGGAUUCCGGCUUCCCAAUAGCCUUUGAUCCCAUCCGCGCGAAGUUCCGACCCACUGAGGAGACCCUGGAGCUGUGCGUGUCGUCGGGAGUGCGACUCUUCCAAAAGCUCUGUCGCGAUGUGCUGCAGAAGCGGAAGAAGAUGGCGCGAAACCUGGCGAAGGUGGCAAAGCCAGGGAGUGGAGCUCUUGAGGCCUUUGGAAAGAUGCGAACCUCACAGGCAGUCCUUAGCUCCGAGACGGAAGUCACCCCUGUGUCCUGGGUGAACCAGGCGUCCUUUGAGCCCUUGGGCCUUACCUUGGCGAUUCCCAAACCUGAAAACGACGACUCAGCUGACUUAGCUGAGUCGAUUGAGCCGGAGUUUCAGCUGGACGAGAUCCUGAAAAACCACGAGCGCGUGAGAUCCAGAUAUGUUGAGGGUGAUGAGGUCCGAAAGAUCGUGGAGCAACUCCUCAAAACCAGCGAUGCUGAACGAGUGAACCAGGCCUGUGAACUCUUGGAUCCCUACGACGAAGGCUUGGUGACCUUCGACGAGCUGCGCCUGGCGGUCUUGCCCGGCGAGCCGCUCCGCGCGAUGAUCGACGACGAGUCCUCGCAGAAGGAGGAGACUGGGGAGUCCUCGGAGCAACGCCUGGCAGACUUUGUGUUGAGCUUGGCACCUGAAGGGCAAAGCCAUGCUGAGUUGGCCAAGGCUGGAGCUCACAAGAAAGCAAAAUCCACCAAUGGAUGUAUGAUCCUGGAGGGUUGCCAUGCAUAUCUGGAAUGCCAGACUGUGUCCAUCUUGGAUGCUGGAGACCACUCGCUGAUUUAUGCGGAGGUCAAAGCAGGUAAAGUCUUGGAUGAGAAGGUGAAGACUGAUAUUCGAUCGGUCCUGGAGUCGUCAGACCUCAUUGGUUGGAACCUGAAAGAGGAAGCCAAAGCUGUCGCGAUGGCCGCGUUGCCAGCACCUCAUUGCCAGCACCUUGGCUCGCCAUCCGUCUUCGCCGGCUCUUCGGGCUUCCGCGGUGCCGCUCGUGGCAGCUGUCCGCGCACCGCCUUGGCUGCCCGAGGGGGUGAAGUGCAGCUGUCAGAGAUGCAGAGCUGGACCGGCCUUACGCCUGGCAAGGAGUAUCGCUUGCAGACCAUGUGCAUCGAUUCAGUGGCAGAAGAGACGUCCACCAUCCGGUCCCUCGACUGGGAUCGAGAUCGCUUCGACAUUGAAUUCCGUUUGGAGCGAGGGACCACCUACAAUUCCUAUAUCAUCAAGGGUGACAAGACAGCUCUGGUGGACACCUCCCAUGAGAAGUUCGAAGCUCUCUACACGGCCGCCCUUCGGAAGGAGUUGGAUUUGGCCACUUUGGAUUACUUGAUUGUCUCCCACACCGAGCCAGAUCACUCCGGUCUCAUUGGCAAGGUCUUGGAGAUGGCUGCUGAGGUGGGCAAUGAGAAGUUGGAGGUCAUUGGCUCGAAGAUGUGCAUCGCAUAUCUGGAGAACUUGGUCUUCCGACCCUUCAAGAGCCGAGUGGUGCAGAAUGGUGUGGAACUGGACUUGGGGAAGGGGCACAAGCUGGAAUUUGUCAUCGCUCCGAAUCUCCACUGGCCUGAUACCAUGUUCACCUUCGAUCAUAAGACUGGGCUCCUCUACACUUGCGAUGCCUUUGGAAUGCAUUAUUGCUCUGAUCACCCUGAGGAUGUUGAAGGGGUGAAGGAGUUGCUUCCUCACUAUGCCACUUACUAUGAUUGCCUUAUGAAGCCCAACGCGCGUUCUGUGCUCACUGCCCUCAAGAAGAUCGAAGGCUUCGACUUGAAGGCGGUGGCCACGGGCCAUGGUCCCAUGUUGACGGAGAACCUGAGCGAAUUCGUGGAGCUCUACCGCUCCUGGAGCCAGAAGGCCACUGAGAAGAUCGGACCCUCUGUGGCCAUCUUCUGGGUCUCCCACUUCGGCGAGUCGGAGCGUUUGGCACAGCUCUUUGCGCAUGGCUUGACCAGCUGCUCGGUGAACGUCGAGAUGCAUGACCUCAAUGCGGUGGAUGCCACCGAGAUCGCCGAGUGCGUGGCCCGCAACGAGCUGGUGGCCUUCACGGCGCCGCCGAGGAACUCCACCGCCGCGGUCAACGUGGGGUCCAUUGGGGCGAAUCUGAAAGCCAAAAAACAUCAGUUCGUGGUCUUGGACAGCUGCGACGACGCGCAGGAGCCGCUCCCGCUGUUGCGGAGCCGCAUGCUUGAAGCCUCCAUCCCGGAGGCGUUGCCAGCGAUGGAGGCGGCGCGGCCGAUCAGCGCGCAGGUCUUGCACUGCUUCGAGGAGGCGGGGAUGAACAUCGGGAAGAAGCUGACGCAAAAAGGCAAGGCGCAGGCUGCCAAGAGUCAGGACAAAGAUCUCUCCAAAGCUUUGGGGCGUUUGGCAAGCUCGCUUUAUGUAGUGACUGCCAAAAAGGCAGGGGUGCGGCAUGCGAUGGUCGCCAGCUGGGUGACCCCUGCCUCCAGCAAACCCUUGGGAGUUUCAGUGACCAUCGCAAAAGAACGAGCCAUGGAACCUUUGCUUCGCAUCGGUGACAGCUUCACCUUGAACCUCUUGGAGGAAGGGAAACCACAAACCCUGGAAGCCAUGAAGCACUUCCUGCAAAAGUUCGCGCCGGGCGCCGAUCGCUUGGCGGGUGUGGAACACAUCGAAGGAUCCAAUGGAGCUGCCAUCUUAAGGUCUGCUUGUGCCUACCUGGAGUGCAAAAUCAUUUCUCGCAUGGAUGCUUCGGACCAUUGGGUGGGCUACGCUGAGGUGGUGGGUGGAGACGUCGCAAGUCCCAACGCCGCUGCUGCGGUGCAUCACCGAAAGGUUGGCACCUACUACUGAGGCACAGAUGACUGUGCGCCAUUCAAACAGAUGACUGCCACAAUAGAGAGCCAAGAGCUACCUCAGGUGGUGGCAGUAUUAGUAUGCAUUUUUAGUAAUCCGGUGACCACGGUCGCUCCAUGUGGCCUCCAACCGAGUCAUGUGAGCGCAAGACUCGAGUAAGGCCGGGAGAUUCGAGUCGGUUCGAGGAUUUUCUGCUUCCCAUUUGCUGGAAGCAAAGCUGCACCUCUUCUUUUCAAGCACCGGAAAAUCGAUUCCGACGAUGACAGUGUCAUGGAAAUGAAUGAAAAGGAGGUAUAUACUUACUGCUAGUAUAUAGUAGAAUUCUUUGCAUUGGCUUCAGCCAGGGAACGGUUUUUGCGCUUUUGAGAUGAACACGUCUUGGUAGGGAGACUUUCUUUUGAGGUAAACCUUCUCAACUGCAUGAACAUUUCUGCAGAUGAUGUCAGCUCGUGGCCUAUUUGCCAAGACGGGUCAGUUGGUGAAUUUGAGGCGAUGCCGUUUGCCAGGCCCCGGCGAGGCGAUCGACGUCUUCGCCAUCAGACCGACCACUUGCGCUUGAG